AUGAAGCUAUCAACCCUAUAUACAACCUACCUCCUAACCACCGCGACCGCAUCCUCCGAACCCACCGCCCUCCCCUACGGCAUCAGUCUCAAGAACCCCAACACCCCCCAACAGCCCCUCAUGGACCUCGGCCCCGUCGUCCCUCCCGCACCCUCCCAACCCUCGCACCCGUCUCCCCCCCAACAAGGCGGCGUGCUCAUCUCAGACAUAAUGGGCCGCGACCGGAGCAUAAACAUAUUCGCGGGUUUCACGCGGGACAUCGGCGCGAUAUCCACGCGUCUCGACGACAGCGGCCGGAACAGCACCGUGCUGGCCCCGCGCAACUCCGCCGUCGAGGCGCUGCCUCGCAAGCCCUGGGAAGAUCCGAAGGACUACGCGGACCUGGGUGCGAACGCGUAUGAAGGCGAGGAUGGCCAGGACCGCGCGCAGAGGAACUUGAGGCGGUUUGUGGAGGCGCAUGUUUUGCCCGUGAGUCCGUGGGAGGAGGGGGUUAGGGUUAGGUCGCUGUUGCAGGGGGAUAGGGAGAUUUGGUGGGAGGAGAGGGAGGGGGGGAAAGUGAUACAACCUGAUGGGAUCGAGGUCGAUAGUGUUGCUAGUACGGUUGGGAAUGGCGAGUUGUGGAUUUUGAAGGGGGUGAGGAAUUAUGCUUAG
Molecule: messenger RNA, 651 nt
Organism: Annulohypoxylon maeteangense
Lineage: Eukaryota; Fungi; Ascomycota; Sordariomycetes; Xylariales; Hypoxylaceae
Exons: 2
Coding region: 1-651 (216 amino acids)
Source: RefSeq, a predicted model, not a curated record